Molecule: messenger RNA, 1380 nt
Organism: Clonostachys solani
Lineage: Eukaryota; Fungi; Ascomycota; Sordariomycetes; Hypocreales; Bionectriaceae
Source: the annotation of a GenBank genome assembly
AUGCUUUCCCGACUUACGCUCAAUGCUGCCAAGCCAGCUCGCAAGCUCUUCGCCGUGGCCCCUGCCAGGAUGGCCUUCCAAGCGAGGUUCCUCUCCCAGAAGGCCAUUCCCACUGGCACCACGGGCAGGAAAAUGCCCGUUGACCCCCGUCGCGAAACAGCGGAGGCAGCCAAGGUGCCCGCCACUUUCACAAUCCAGGGAGGGCCUAUCUUUCAAGGCACAGCGUUUGGCGCUAACGCCAACGUGAGCGGAGAAGCCGUGUUCACGACCUCGCUUGUUGGCUACCCGGAGAGCAUGACUGAUCCUUCCUACCGAGGCCAGAUCCUGGUCUUCACCACUCCGCUCAUCGGCAACUACGGCGUCCCAUCGAACGAGCGAGAUCAGUACGGCCUACUGAAGUACUUCGAGUCCCCCCACAUCCAGUGCGCUGGAGUGGUCGUCUCCGACAUCGCCACCCGAUAUAGCCACUGGACAGCCGUAGAGAGCUUGAGCAAGUGGUGUGCUCGCGAGGGCGUCCCGAUCAUUUCUGGCGUUGAUACCCGGGCCGUCGUCACCUUCCUCCGUGAGCAGGGCUCCUCCCUUGCCAGGAUCUCCAUGGGAGAAAGCUACGACGAGGAUGAGGACGCUGGCUACACGGAUCCCGAACAGCAGCAUCUCGUCUCGCACGUUAGUACAAAGGCCCCGUUCCUGGUGGAAUCGAAGGGCGCAUCUCUACACAUUGCCCUUUUGGACUGUGGUGUCAAGGAGAACAUUCUACGAAGUCUCGUCUCCCGAGGCACCUCCGUGACCGUUUUGCCGCACGACUACCCGAUCCACAAAGUUGCCCAGCAUUUCGACGGCGUUUUCAUCUCCAACGGCCCAGGAGAUCCGUUGCAUCUGACGACCACUGUCCAAAACCUGCGGAACCUUAUGGAUACAUCCGAAAUCCCGAUCAUGGGCGUAUGCAUGGGACAUCAAGUCAUAGCGCUCGCUGCUGGCGCUCGCACUGUAAAACUGCCAUACGGCAACAGAGGCCAUAACAUACCGGCUUUAGAUCUUACAACAGGCGCUGCGAUCGUGACCUCACAAAAUCAUGGUUUCGCGGUCGAAGCUUCGAGUUUGCCGAGCGAUUUUAGGCCAUAUUUCGUCAACCUGAACGACGAUAGCAAUGAGGGACUGAUACACAAGCAUCGACCCAUCUUCUCUCUCCAGUUUCAUCCAGAAGCCAAGGGAGGACCUGAGGACUCUGUUUAUUUGUUUGACAAUUACAUCCGAGCCGUCCAGUCCUACAAGGACAGCCAAUCUGUUUACAAGGACAACCGGCCUUCGCAGCUCAUGCUUGAUAUCCUCAGCAAGCAGCGCGUGGGCGCCGAGCCCCUCAGGCAGGCAGUCGGCGCAUAG